Messenger RNA from Ornithorhynchus anatinus (platypus), 1789 nucleotides. It is a transcript of the gene ZDHHC22, whose product is annotated as zinc finger DHHC-type palmitoyltransferase 22. NCBI's taxonomy places the organism in Eukaryota, Metazoa, Chordata, Mammalia, Monotremata, Ornithorhynchidae. Gene Ontology annotation, cellular component: Golgi apparatus. Gene Ontology annotation, molecular function: palmitoyltransferase activity. Gene Ontology annotation, biological process: protein palmitoylation. The transcript is spliced from 4 exons. The record is from RefSeq and is a predicted model, not a curated record. The coding region runs from base 457 to 1272 and encodes 271 amino acids.
AGUCGGUAACAGAUGGAGGCCAUCCCUGCCCAACAACGGGCUCACGGUCCCCUCCGCAGCGCCCGCGCCUUCGCCCACCCCGGCGGGCACCGACCAAGGGGACUUGAAGGUGAUCCGGCGAGCGCUCCGGCCUGCGAGCAGAAGGGAGGGACGGUCAGCAGGCUCCGGCUCCUCGGCCCCGACUCUAUCCCACCCUCCCGACCCCCAGAACUUUUUGCCCGAGCACCGGGCGAGGCCGCCCCCUCCCCAAAAAAAACUUCUCCAAGAAGCCCGGGCCCUCCUUCCCUUUCACUCUUCCAGACCCCCGGGGGAAAAUAGAGAAAAAAUAUCCUUAACUAGUACAGGAAAGGACCAGAUGUGAUCACGUGCCGGAGGGGGAUGGGAUGGAGCUGGGGGAGACCUGUCGAUCCAGGUGCUCUAGCCCGCGGGUGCGAGUGUGACUGAAUGUGAUCGACGAUGCUCAUCCUCAGGCUGCUCAACGUGGUGGCUCCAGCCUACUUCGUGAGCAUCUCCCUGGUCACCUUCGUCCUGCAGCUCUUCCUCUUCCUGCCCAGCAUGUUGGAGGACCCUUCGGCCACCCCACUUUUCUCCCCGGCUCUUCUGCACGGGGGCCUCUUCCUCUUCCUCUCCGCCAACGCCCUGGGCAACUACAUCCUGGUGAUCCGGACCUCGCCCGAAGACCCGGGCACCUGCGGGAACGUGGCGGCCGGUGGGGCCGGACCGGGGGCGGGGAGGGCAGAGGGGGCCAGGAAGCCUGGCGCCCACUUCUGCAGACUCUGCUCUCGAGCGACCCUGAGGCACGACCAUCAUUGUUUCUUCACAGGCAACUGCAUCGGGAGCAGGAACAUGCGUAACUUCAUCAUGUUCUGCCUCUACACUUCCCUGGCCUGUCUCUACUCCACGGUGGCCGGCGCGGCCUACAUCUCGACCGUCCUCUCCAUCUCCUUCGCCCACCCUCUGGCCUUCCUCACGCUCCUGCCUCACUCCAUCAGCCAGUUCUUCUCAGGAGCUGUCCUGGGUUCUGAGAUGUUCGUCAUCCUUAUGCUGUACCUCUGGUUUGGGAUCGGACUGGCCUGCGCUGGCUUCUGCUGCCAUCAGCUCCUGCUGAUCCUGCGAGGGCAAACCCGCCAUCAGGUGCGGAAGGGGGUGAUAGUGCGUGCCCGCCCCUGGAGAAGGAAUCUGCAGGAAGUCUUCGGGAAGAGGUGGCUUCUGGGGCUCCUGAUUCCAGUGCUCAACGUGGGGAGUGAAUACCACCAGCAGAAAGACAAAUAGCAGCUCCAAACUGGCUCUCUCUCCUCUCUUUAUCUCCCUCUCUUUCUAGUUCACUCCUUUCUCUUUCUUUCUCUCCUCCCUUUCUCUCUCCUCUCUCUCUCUCUCGUACACACAUACACCUCCUACACACAGGCACACUCUUCUGCCUCCACUUAUAAUCUGCCUGAACACCCAGUUGUUGAGAAAGGGAAACACUCAACCUCCCAGACUGAAGUCAAGUAGAUAGGUAGAAAUAGCAAGAGCUAUCAAGAUAUCAACAUUCACGACGUAGUUGGGCGGGAACCAUUCUGAUCCAGACACUUUCCUGUACUUACGUACCCCCUCAGAAUGUCACCUGUGUCAUUAGGGAAGAGUGCAAACAGGCUUGCCAUCCCCUCUCCUCAUGCACCUCUCCUUUUGCCGUUCCCUCUCCACCUUUCCCUCAGAUGAGAAGUAGUGUGGCCUAGUGUAGAGACCCCAGUUUUGGGAGCUAGAUGACCUGGGUUCUAAUCCUGGGCUCUUCCAUUUGUCUGCUGAC